Molecule: messenger RNA, 6075 nt
Organism: Heteronotia binoei (common prickly gecko)
Lineage: Eukaryota; Metazoa; Chordata; Lepidosauria; Squamata; Gekkonidae
Gene: PARP4
Product: poly(ADP-ribose) polymerase family member 4
Exons: 36
Coding region: 93-5636 (1847 amino acids)
Molecular function (GO): NAD+ poly-ADP-ribosyltransferase activity
Source: RefSeq, a predicted model, not a curated record
GAGAGAGGCUGCGCAGUCGCUUUCGAGAACUUCGCCUUGUCAAAGAGAACCGGGAAGUGUCUGCAGGACUACGAUUGCCGUGCCUUUGCAGGAUGCCAGAGCCAAUUUUCACCAACUGUGGGUUCUUCUUGAAACUGAAAAAAAUAACUAUUCAGGAGAAAAACAAGCUGAAGGACUGCAUUAAAGGAAAUGGUGGGCAGAUAACAUUUGCAAUAAAUGAUAAGUGUACUCAUGUUGUCACCGAUGAUGCUGAUGCACUCAGUUCUGUCCACCUGAAAGCCAUCAAGAAGAAACAGCUUCCCAUUGUUGGGGUCAAUUUCAUAUGGGACUCAGUCAAAGAAAACAGACUUUUACCACCUUCUAAAUGGGAGCCCCUCAAGGCCUUGGAAAGUGCACCUGAUGUGAAGGUUGUCUCUGUUUGCGAGGAGGACAGUCAGAAGGUAAAUGUCUGUGCUAAAACCGGCCUGUCCUGCAAGACCAACCAUGAGAGCGAGUCUGAUGACAGCAACAUUGACAAACUCAGGUGGUUUUCAAAUAAUGAUAAGAAUAUCCCUUAUUUUCCUGAAGAUUUUGAGGUUGCAAAGUAUGAUGUCCUUGAAAAGGGUGAAGUAUUUAAGGAAUGUGUUGUUGUUGAACUACAGUGUGCUUUGCAGUGUUGUGAUUAUCCUUUCCGCAUACGCACACACGGCAUGUCUGAAGACGUCAAGGUACAGUGGGCUCUAAUUAAGACUUCUGAGGAGGCCCGAAGAGUCUAUGAGCAUUGUACUGAACAGCUGAAGAAAGCAGAUUUUGAAUUAAGCCAUGAUUUUCCAUAUUAUGCAGAACAUUUAGCUUCAACUAAGUUACAAGAGAUACUUGUAGCAGAAGCCAUCAGUUGCGGCAACUUGUCUGAAGAAGUUGGUGUUUUUGUGGAACUGCUCUGGGCUGAAGCUCUUGGGUUCUUGAAAGAUCUGUUACAUAAACCAGUGACCAGCAUCAGCCUGAAUGAUGUUACCAAAGCGGAGGGUGUUCUGCUUCGAGCCAAGGAGGCAUUGUUUGAAUCCCGCUUUCCAGAAGAGCUGAAAACAAUGAUAGCAGAGUUCUACACAAUCAUACCUCAUAAAACCGGGAUAGACUAUAAUGUUUGUGCAAAGCUGUUGUGUGACAAGCAGGAUCUCUGCCAGCUAAUCAGGGACAUGCUGAAUGUACAUGAAAUAAGUAUGUCGCAUCCUAACCCAUCAUCCCUCUCCAAGUACCGGUCUUUGGGGUGCAAGAUAGAUGUUCUGGAUGCAAAUAGUGAAGAGUUUAGUAACAUUAAACAGCAAGUUGUCCAAAAUAACUCCAGCAAAUGUUCCGUAGAAGUUCUGCAGAUAUAUAAGGUCAGCCGAAAAACAGAAACAGCUGCUUUUGAGAGUUCUCUUGGCAAUGUUCAGACCUUACUCCAUGGUUCAACUCCUUCCAACUUCGUGGGCAUCCUUUCUCGGGGCCUCCUCCUGCCAAAGAUGGUAGCUGAAGAACUCGGCAUCCAAAGAACUGAUUCUGGAUACUUGGGCUGUGGCAUUUAUUUCAGCGAUUCCAUAAGUACAAGCAUCAGGUUCUCUCAGCCUAAUAAGAUAGAUGGAACGCGACUGCUGGUGAUUUGUGACGUAGCACUUGGAAGGUGCUGGGAUACUUAUUAUACAGAUCCUUUCUUAACUGCUGCCCCAUCUGGCUAUGACAGCGUGCACGGAAUCUGCAAGGCAAAAGACAAAGAUUCAAUUUUCCAGGAUGAUGAGUUUGCGGUGUACAGAACAAGUCAGGUCAAAAUCAGAUAUGUGGUGAAGUUUUGCCUCUCUGAUGACAAAGUAAAUGAAUUCAAUCCCACAAUUCAGUCUGAGCUAGAAGACCAGGCACCUGUCCCAGAGCAUCAGUCCAAGCCUGAAGAUUAUAAAAUACCAAGCCAAAAAAUGCUGGAUGAUAUAGCUGCUGGACUUCUGGACAGAUCUGGAAACCCAAUUCCUCUGAAAGAUGUCCAUAUCAAGGGAAGAAUAAUAGACUUUGUAGCACAGGUGGUAGUAUUUCAGACCUAUGAAAAUACAUCUGACAACCCCAUUGAAGCCAAAUACGUCUUUCCUUUGGAUGACACAGCUGCUGUAUGUGGAUUUGAGGCUUUCAUCAAAGGGAAACAUAUAAUAGGAGAGGUGAAGGAAAAAGAAGUAGCUCACCGGGAAUACAGAGAUGCUGUCAUUCGAGGUGAUGGAGCUUAUUUGAUGGAUCAGGAUGCACCUGACAUUUUUACUGUUUCUGUUGGAAACCUGCCACCUUCAACCAGGGUUCUAAUCAAAAUCACCUACAUUACGGAGCUGGCUUAUGACCAUGGCAGUCUUUCCUUCCUCCUUCCUGCAGCUGUGGCACCUUGGCAACAAGACAAAGCAUUAAAUGAAAAUACACAGGACACAGUAACUAAAGUUGCAGUUAAGCAAAUAGGGACAAAACCAGGUGGGUUCUCUUUGGAGAUGUCGGUUGAAAUGCCCUUUAAGAUUGAUUACAUUGACAGCUGGACACAUCAACUUAAAAUAAAAAAAACAGACUGUAAAGCCGUGAUCUGUACUGCAAAGGACAGUUCCUUGGAUGUCACUGGAUUUGCAAUGGAAAUUGGAAUUGGUGAUGCUCAUUUGCCCAGAAUGUGGAUAGAGAAGCAUCCAGACAAAGAGACUGAGGCUUGCAUGCUUGUGUUUCAGCCACAGUUUGCUGCGCUGUAUGAACCUUCCAGCUCCUGUGGAGAAAUAAUCAUCUGCCUGGACUGCUCCAAUUCCAUGGCAGGUCCAGAAAUGCAGCAAGCCAAGCAGAUUGCAUUAUGUGCUCUGAACUCAUGCCAUGGUGCACCACGGCUAAGUGUUAUAAAAUUUGGCACAAGCUUUGUACAUUUUCCUUUCAAUCCUGAAAAGUGCACAACAGAUCUCACUGCUCUGGAGGAGUUUGUUUUGUCUGCUACCCCUUCAAUGGGAAACACGGACUUGUGGAAGACAUUGCAUUAUCUGAGUCUGCUGUGCCCUUCUAAAGCCAAACGCAACAUUCUUCUAAUAUCUGAUGGACAUAUCGAGAACGAAGCCAUGACCUUGCAGACUGUGAAGGAAAAUGCCCAGCACACCAGAAUAUUCACAUGUGGAGUUGGCUAUGCAGCAAAUCGUCACAUGCUGAGAUCUUUGUCCCAAUAUGGAGCUGGAGCCUUUGAAUAUUUUGACAUGAAAUCAAAGUAUAACUGGGAGAGAAAGAUACAAUGUCAGACCUCCCGAAUGUAUUCACCAGGAUGCAGCGCUGUUUCAGUUAAAUGGCAGCAAUUUGACGUGAUUAAACCUGAGCUAAUGUACACUCCUGCUCAAAUACAGUCUUUAUUUGAUAAUGAGCGCCUUCUUGUCUAUGGAUUUAUCUCCCAUUGUACUCAGGCCACUUUAAAUGCACUAAUAGAUAACCAAGAAUUGCAAACAAUGGUAUCUACAACUGAUCUGCAGAAGAUAACAGGAACUAUGCUCCACAAACUUGCAGCAAGAGCCUUCAUUAGGGAUUAUGAACAAGGGAUUCUUCAUGAGGACAAAACAAAACAUGAAAUGAAGAAACAACAGUUGAAAUCCCUGAUUAUUCAACUCAGUCUGGAGAAUUCCAUUGUGACUCAGUUUACAAGUUUUGUGGCAAUUGAGAGAAGGGAUGUGGAUGAAGACCAGGUGGCUGACACUCUGAACAUUUCAGAACUUGUAGCCAAGGAGGACGUAGACAUCUUACCCUACAUGCAAUAUCAAGUAGAAGAGCCCCAUCCUGUUUUUGUAAAUGCAUACCACCCAUGUAUGUUGUCCAGGCUGGAUGAAGAAACAGAUCAUUCUUCCACCAGUGUUGACAGCCAGGUAUCUGUCAGUGAUCUCAGAGGACAGAACUUUUUAAAAGCCACAGAGGUGUCUUUGGACCUCCUGAACCUCCGGGAGCAAUAUCCAGGAUUACUCCCUCUUCCCACUGCUCGUAUAUCCAGGGAAACAGCUAAACAGUUCUCCAUCUCAUUCGACUCCGGCCCGUCAAUUUCAUCACCAUCAACUAUCCCAACCAGUUUGGGUACCGUGUUUGGUUUCAGUGAUGCUGCGCCAGAAGUUCCUGACUUUCCUGUGCAGAGGAUGAAUUUGGAAGGUGGAUAUCCUACACCUCUUCAGGGUACCAGCCUAUCAUUGACUAGCGAGCAGAUUUCACUGCCACUAAAAGCUACAGGCUUUGGUUCUGCUUUUACACCUGCUUCGGAAGACCUCCCUGGCACCUGUGAGCAUGGGUUUGUUCUGCAAAGUGGUCCUCCUGGGGCCUUAAAAACAUCAUUUUCUGCACCAUCAUUACCACCAGCACCACCUUCCACGAGUGUUUCUGUUCCUGCUGCCACAAGUUUAGGCCCCAUCUUCUCUAUGCAAAGUGCAAGGAUGAAAGAUAGCCUUCCCAUGCCUCUGCUAGAUCAGCAGUUGCCACCAUCUAGCCCGCAGUUAUUGUUUUCCAGGCCCUUAUUUGGCUCUCGUCCUGCGCCUGCAGCUGCACCACCCUUUUUACCAGCACCACCUUCCACAAGCGUUUCUGUUCCUGCUGUUGCAAUUUCAGGCCCUGUCUUCCCUAUGCAAAGGGCAAGGAUGAAAGGUAGCCUUUCUGUGCCUCUGCAACAUCAGCUGUCGCCACCGUCGGGCCCGCAGUUAUUGCCUUCCAGGCCCUUAAUUGGCUCUUGUCCUGUGUUUGCAGCUGCACCACCAUUUUUACCAGCACCACCUUCCACGAAAGUUUCUGUUCCUGCUGCCGCAGGUUCAGCCCCCAGCUUCCCUAUGCAAAGAGCAAGGAUGAAAGAUAGCAUUCCUGUGCCUCUGCAAUAUCAUCAGUCACCACCGUCUGGCCCGCAGUUAUUGCCUUCCAGGCCCUGCUUUGGCUCUCGUCCUGCGCCUGCAGCUCCUCCACCAGUUGUCCAAUUUGAGCCUGGGUCGGGGAUACGCACAGCAGCUGACCGUGCUGUGCCUUUGCCAGAAGACCAAUGGCCACUUCUCUCUCCAGCCAGUUCAUUCAAGAAGAGACUUCCUGCUGCUUUUUACAGUCAUUAUCUUGAAAAGGCAUUUACAGAACUGGAAAGCAAAGAAUUGUUUAGAAAACAACCAGAGGAGACUGUACAGAAUAUCAUUGGGAAGAGGAAGUUUAAAAAGAAAGUCUGCAGGAUGCGUGUUGCAGAACAACCACUGAGUGCUGUAUCGUGGCCUCAGCUCUCUGAGCUGCAGCAUCAGGAUGGUUUUUGGCAGCUCACAGCUGAACUUGGGACCAUUUUGGAUCUAGAUGUGAAUGAUUUAGUCAGCGUCUCACUAACAAAAAGAGGGAUUCAAUCUCUUGGUCCCAAGGGGAAAGAAAAGCUGUUGCAAUUGAUUGCUACACUUCUGGUACUGCAGGUUAUACGAUUCAAGCAACUGGAAGGCAUCACUUUCAAAUCACUAAUGAAACUGAAUGACUCUCCCCCAUCACGGGCAUUUGAUGCAGUGAAGAAAGCAGUUGAAUGGGCAAAAAGAACUAACCGACAAUUCCCUUCUAUCUGCCAGCGACUUGAACUUGGAAAAGACUGGGACUUUGCCACUAAGAAGCUAUUGGGUAUCAAAAUAAUGGGAACCCUUGCCAACAGUAAAUAAAAGAAUUCCUUCCUCAACCUCACAACCCAUCUCUACAACAAUGGGAUUUUACUAGUGGGAAAAGAUCCUGUAGUACAUUUCUUUGAUUACAAUCACUAAAUUACCUUAACUGAUUAAGCUUUUCUUAACUAUCAGCAGUACACAUAUCAUUUAGCUUUGACAUUCUACAUUGUAACCACAAAUACGUUAUUGUAGCUGCUUCUUCCAGUGUAACACAUCUCUGGGGUUUAGAUUAAACUUCCAUGAAACUAGACUGUGUGAUCUCCCUCUACCAGAAUACAACAUUACCACUUGUUCAGUUGGUAUGAUAUGGACAUUUUAUUAAUGUUUGCCAAAAAUUUACAAGACUUUACUUUUUUUCUCUUAAGUAUAGGAUGGACAAUCAUUGCACAGCAUGCAAAGAUCUUUAGGAGUUUAAGAAUUAAAGAGUGGACUGGUA